Molecule: messenger RNA, 3112 nt
Organism: Gigantopelta aegis
Lineage: Eukaryota; Metazoa; Mollusca; Gastropoda; Neomphalida; Peltospiridae
Exons: 6
Coding region: 841-1659 (272 amino acids)
Source: RefSeq, a predicted model, not a curated record
ACUGUUUUUAAAAAAAAAGCUUCUUAAAAUGUACAUUUCAAAACGUUAGACGAAACAGGUCUGUUUUAUAUCACAAAGGACAAAACAUCCUCCCACUAAGGGAAUUCUAACUAGAGACUGUCUUGGUGAAGUCUCGUGGCAGAUGGACACAUUAGUACGGUUUGCCUUUGUGAAAGUCCCGUUUUAGAAGAACAAAUAACUAGCUCCCACUGAGGGGAUUAAAACUAGGGUUUGUCUUUGUGACGAUCCUGUAGCAGAAGGACAAAUUAAUAACUGCCUGCCAAUGAGGGGAUUCCAGUAAGACUUUGUCUUGGUUAAAGUCCCGUGACAGAAAGACAAAGACGUCUUUUCACCAAGUCUAUUCAAACUUACAUUUCGUUUGGGUAAAAGUCCUGUAGCAGGAGGACAAAUAACUAUCUCUCGCUAAGGGUAUUCAAACCAAAGACUUGGUGAAAGAGCCGUGGCUACGGCGGUUCAGACUUGGAACUGUCUUGUAAACAUCAUUUAACUGCAGAACAUUCACCAACAGUUACUGCCAGUAGGAUCUCUCCACACGCACAGCAAAGGUAUUCAAACAACCAAAAACUGUGUUAGUGAAAGACUCGUGUCUACGGUGGUUCUGACUUGGAACUAUCUUGGUAAACACCCUUUAACAGCAGGAAAAUCACCAGCAGCACGCACACACAUUAAAGGUAUUCAAACAAGACUGUUGGUGAAAGACCCGUGAUUACGGUGAUUCUGACUUGGAACUGCCGUAAUAAAACUCGUAAAAGCAGAACAAUCACUGUCAGUAUAGGAUCUCUUCAUACACACACUGCUAGACAGACAGACAGACAGACAAUGUUUCUGUGGACGAGUCUCAUUCUGCUGAUUGCUGGCUGGAACAGCUGUAUCGAGAGUCUGCCACCCGGUGCAUUCUGUGACGUGUCCUUUGAUGUGGAGCACAAGAAGGACCAGAGGCUGGUGGGGCACGUGGUGCACGUGUAUUCUGGCGUGAACGUGCUGCAGUGCACGACGACGUGUUUGACGACGGAGACACGGUGCCGGUCGUUCAACUACCACAGUGUGAACAGAGUGUGCGAACUCAACAGCCAGGACUCGAGACUACGUAAUAACUCUCUCAGGGCGGAGUCGGGGUGGAGGUACUACCACAGGAGGGUACCCACCAGUGAUAGCCUGCAGACGUAUGGAUCAGAGCAUUGUUUCAAGAACCAAUGCGCUCCCAAUAUGGUGUUUACCAAUCUCACUGGGUUGUGCUACUCUGUUGUCCUGACACCGCUGCUGACGAUGGACGGUGCUAGCACGUUCUGCACGGAACAGUAUGGACGUCUGGCUAACCUGAAGACGAAACAGCUGUUCGCCUUCAUAGCAGACUACAUCGUCAUAAAGUACGGAAAAUAUCGCCAGUUCUACAGUGGACUACAAGAAAUCCAGACUAGGUGGCAAUGGUCGGAUGGUGACGUAGCGAAACUAACAUAUCCUCCUUGGUUUUAUGAUCAACCAGACAAUUAUGCCAACCCUGAUGGUCCCGAAGAGUGCAGCAGUAUAGAAUGGAAGGCGUGGGAGUCUGAGCCGAGGUACGGCUUUCUGGACGUGCCGUGUUCACUCAACUGGAGCUUCAUCUGCGAAUACGAUCCAUGGGUGUACGCUUUGUGGUGAAAUGAGGAACCAACAUGUAGUGCUUUAUUGUUCAUUUACGACGUUCUUACGAGCUGAACUAUCACAUUGCACUUAUAUAUUACUAUGGUUUACUUCUCUUAAUACAUGUAAUUUUAACAAAACUAUGCGAAUACAUAUAAAUUUAUUUAUUUAAAAUUUACAUAACAUGGAUGUGGACAUAAACGACAAUGGUCAAGCAUAUGUAUGUAAGGCUUUUAUUUGUUCUGUACAUUAUUCAAUAAACGCGGUUUGUACAGUGCCGUUAUGUUACUUUCUUUUCAUUAAUCACAGCACCCCCGAAAAAGAAAACAAAGAGUACUGGUGAGGUAGAUAAUACACCCGGCAGGAGUUUGUUGGACAACCAUAAAUAUUAAUAAAAAUGUUACAGGUAUGAUUCAAUUCCAAUUAUGUGAAUAUAGACAAAUUAUUUGAUUUAUUUUUAUCACAAUAACCUAGUAAUUGUAUGCAACACACUACCAUCCCAAGUUGUUCCUACAUGUGAGGUUUGAUGGUCCUGUAUGCAUCUGUAUGCAAGAUAUGGUCCGGGGAAAAAAAGAGUUAAUAGACGGAUGUACGGACAAUGCCAAACCAUAACACGACCCAUCAUAGACGGGCGUAUAAAAAAAAAAAGAGAGAACCCCGAAAAGAUCUUCAAAGACGGUGCACACAAAAACACGACACCGCAAAACAAAGUGGUGUAAAAGCAAUGAGAGUAGAAACAUGGAUGACAGGCAAGAACGUUUAACGACCUCGGGUCACUCUAAACUGUGGCCAUUUGAUGAAACUUGGUCUACAGUAUAAGAGGACCACUGUUGCCACCACACAGGCUACUCCCUCUUGCAAGCGACAUUAUGUAUUUCCACACAGGAUAGUACAUAUUCUGGCACCAAGGUUGUACCUAGCUUAAAAUGUCCGGGGGAGUGGAGGGAGAAGUAAAAUAAAAAACAAGAGAUACAGAGGUGUUACUCAAGACAAAAAGACCACCACCACCCCCCUACCAAUCAAAUAGAUAAAUCCUGGGUACAAUAUCAAAGACAAUGUUCCUAUCACGAAGUUCCCAAGGAGAGGGGUAAGGGGGGAAUCUGAAAAACUUUAAAUUACCUGUAUUUAUUAAUGCCCAAGUUGUUUUAAUAUAUAUAUUAGAAUCUUGUUGGCUCAAAAAGAAAUGGCCGUAUACACCGCAACGCUCGAACCAAAAAUGUUUCAGAGUUAAACUUACAGGAUGUUGACCGAAUGGUUAGGUCGAACUAUCCGAUGGGUCGUGGAACACUUCCUUGAGCACCGACGAGGUUCGAACCAACGGGAUCCAACAGUAUAUAUAUAUAUCCUUAGUCUUUAAUUCCAAUGCCUCAAAAGAGCAGUGUCACUAACCACUCGCAACCAUUGAACCCUGUUUUGGACAAAUGGCUGAUGUGUGUGCCCAGUACAGUAUUCUUUAACCGUAAUAUAUAAG